Echinostoma caproni is the source of this 960-nucleotide messenger RNA. The record is from the annotation of a GenBank genome assembly. Lineage: Eukaryota; Metazoa; Platyhelminthes; Trematoda; Plagiorchiida; Echinostomatidae.
AUGUCAGGCAUGACGCAGGAACAGUUGGAGCGAGCCGAGAGGGCGAAAUUGGAACGUGAUUGGUUAUCUGUCCGUCGACGCGAGGAUUUGGAGUUGUCUGAUUUGGUCCCUCUGCCAGAUCUGUCUCCCCCUAUAGCCGAAGAAGAAGAAUUGUUAAGCAUACGUCCGUGUGGAACGAAUCAGACAUUUACUCGGUUUACCACUCGUCUACCUUCAUCUUCAAUCGGAGCGGCGCUCCAGCUGCUCGAGUUUUUUCACAAUUUCGGUUCUGUGCUGGAUUUGUACGUGCCCAACUCAUCAAAGUCACGUCCGAACAGGUCGUUGCUUUCGUGGCAAGUGUUGGAACAAGCACUCGUAGAUCCAGAUCCAUGUGGACCAUUGGCUGAUUUGUUUAUUAGUCUACUACUAGCCAUUCGGCGGUUUGAAACUGACUUGAGCAGUAGACGUGCCUCGCUCAACAUCCCUCCGGCGAUGUAUUCAGCUGCCAAUGUGGUUGCAUCGGCUGAGGUUGGUUCUCCGUUCAACUUGCCUGUGAUCAGCAGCGGAUGUGCACCAGAUUCAAGUGGUCUUUUCGAUGAUCUGCUCCUAGCUCCAGUUUCUGUGUACGAUCUUUCUGUGGAUGAGAAACUCAUCUUGCUCAACUGUCUGGUCGAUCAACUGCUGAUGCAUCCAGUUGUUCGGGAUCGAGUGGAUGAGCGGGCGGAGCGUCAUCGUUUUCUACGCAUCCGUCUUCGUAUGUUCAGAUGUGAACAGAAAGGAGUCACAGGUUCGCAAUCGGGCGAGUUCACUGAUCAUGCUGUCGAGCCAAAUGGCUCUGCCGGUACCAUAACCGGAGCAACAUCUUCUCCGUCCGUUGCCGAUCGACUGAGUCGAGAUCGUUCAUCAGCGUUUGAUCGCGUUGUCACACAACAGGUGAAAAGCGGCACUUUGGGGUCGAAAAAUGAACCCAAACCACUGUGA